Molecule: messenger RNA, 2989 nt
Organism: Camarhynchus parvulus
Lineage: Eukaryota; Metazoa; Chordata; Aves; Passeriformes; Thraupidae
Gene: AKT1
Product: AKT serine/threonine kinase 1
Exons: 14
Coding region: 281-1723 (480 amino acids)
Biological process (GO): protein phosphorylation
Molecular function (GO): ATP binding; protein serine/threonine kinase activity
Source: RefSeq, a predicted model, not a curated record
CCCCGGGCGUGGGCUGCCCCGCCGGCCCCCGGGCACGGCCAGGCAGGGUGGGGGGCGAGGAGGCCCGGGCUGCAGGCGGCCCUGGCCGGUCGGUCCGUGCUGCCGGCGGGCCCGGAGCGGACAGGAAGCUGUUGGCUCCCCGGGGAUGCGAAAUAACUGGAAAGGAGGAAAACGGUGGAGAAACCCUCGUCCCUCUUGUGGAGCCUUCUGCUGGAGUUCAAGAAUUUCAGCUGAGUGAUCUUUUGCCAUAAACUGGUUUUCAAGAGACAUUCCUGCCAUUAUGAAUGAAGUAGCGAUAGUGAAGGAAGGCUGGCUUCACAAACGAGGAGAAUACAUCAAAACAUGGAGGCCACGGUAUUUUCUGUUGAAGAAUGAUGGCACCUUCAUUGGCUACAAGGAGCGGCCACAGGAUGUGGACCAGCGGGAAUCACCUUUAAAUAACUUCUCAGUAGCUCAGUGCCAGCUGAUGAAGACAGAGCGACCUAAACCAAACACAUUUAUCAUUAGAUGCCUCCAGUGGACCACAGUAAUUGAAAGAACAUUUCAUGUGGAGACUCCAGAGGAGCGGGAAGAAUGGACAAAAGCCAUCCAAACAGUAGCAGACAGCCUCAAGAAACAAGAGGAAGAGAUGAUGGAUUUCAGAUCUGGCUCUCCCAGUGAUAAUUCAGGUGCCGAAGAAAUGGAAGUUUCUAUGACAAAGCCAAAACACAAAGUGACCAUGAAUGAGUUUGAAUACCUUAAGCUACUGGGAAAAGGCACUUUUGGAAAGGUCAUUUUAGUUAAAGAAAAAGCAACUGGACGGUAUUACGCUAUGAAAAUUCUGAAGAAGGAAGUUAUUGUAGCAAAGGAUGAAGUAGCGCACACGCUGACAGAAAACCGGGUUUUACAGAACUCUCGGCACCCCUUCCUAACAGCUUUAAAGUAUUCCUUUCAGACACACGAUCGCUUGUGUUUUGUUAUGGAGUAUGCUAAUGGAGGGGAGUUGUUUUUCCAUCUGUCAAGAGAGCGUGUCUUCUCUGAAGACCGCGCUCGGUUUUAUGGGGCUGAGAUUGUUUCAGCGCUGGAUUACCUGCAUUCAGAGAAGAAUGUGGUUUAUAGAGAUUUGAAGUUGGAAAAUCUUAUGCUGGAUAAAGAUGGACACAUAAAAAUAACAGACUUUGGACUAUGUAAAGAAGGCAUCAAGGAUGGAGCAACAAUGAAGACUUUCUGUGGCACUCCAGAGUAUCUUGCACCAGAGGUUCUGGAGGAUAAUGACUACGGCCGUGCAGUGGACUGGUGGGGAUUAGGAGUUGUGAUGUAUGAAAUGAUGUGUGGACGGCUCCCUUUCUACAAUCAGGACCAUGAAAAGCUCUUUGAACUGAUCCUUAUGGAGGAGAUCAGAUUUCCACGCACAUUGUCACCUGAAGCAAAAUCCCUCUUGUCAGGUUUGCUGAAGAAAGAUCCUAAGCAAAGGUUAGGUGGUGGUCCUGAUGAUGCCAAGGAGAUUAUGCAGCACAAAUUCUUUGCUGGCAUUGUUUGGCAAGAUGUAUACGAGAAAAAGCUUGUACCUCCAUUCAAGCCACAGGUUACAUCUGAAACAGAUACAAGAUACUUUGAUGAAGAAUUUACAGCACAGAUGAUAACAAUCACUCCUCCUGACCAAGAUGACAGCAUGGAUUGUGUAGAUAACGAGAGAAGACCUCAUUUUCCUCAGUUCUCCUACUCAGCCAGUGGAACCGCUUAAUGUUUUGCCAUUCAGAAACAAAACAGACUGCAUUUUGGGGACCUUACUUCAAUGGACACUAGAGAACUUUCUAUAUUAUCAAGUUACAAACUGUGUUUGUAUUACGACUUAGAUGAAUUUGUAGGAAGCCUCACAGAUUCUGUAUUUAAAACAAUUCUUUGAUGCGUUUUUGAGGAGAACAAAUCCAUUCUUUAAGUAUUAUGUCAAGGCUUUUAUGCUGAAUCACCAUAGGUUUUUAAGAAUAUACACCAAAACUGUUUACUUUAGAAAUAAUUAAGGUAUUCAACAUAUCAGCAACUCUGACCAGAAAAUCCCCUUAUUUUAUUUAUUUCGUACAGUUCAUUAUCUAAAUACAGAAUCUGCACUCUGAUCAAUUAGAUUUAUAUAGGAAGAUAUAAGACUUUAGUAGCUAGUGCAAUAAUAUAAGCAACAAAGUGAACAAACUCUGGAGGGUUAAGGUUCAAACUCAUUUUGGACAGCAGUGAAGUGUCAUCCAACUCCAGAAAACCAACUAUAGGAACAGCAUUAAUGGCCUCAGUGAGGUAAAUCAAAAAGCAAAAGUUAUUUUUGUUAUAACAUCUGCUACAAGACAUUACAUAUCAAACUGAAUCCGGUGGGAUUGCCAUGCCUUACAGAUGAGUAUUUCAUUCUAGGCAGUGCAUUCUAAUUAUUCCGUUUGCAUAGAAUCUAGGAAUACUUCAUAGGAUUGGCUUCUCAGAACCUAGAAAACGCUUGAUUUACCAAUCUAAUAUGAAAGGCAACAACACAAAAUCACCCACUUUCACCACUGUACAGAAAUACCACACAGGUCUAAGUGAGCAAUCAUCCUCAUGAGCAAGUCAGCCAGACACGAGUACAUUUGGCGCUGAAGUAAUGACUUGUUGCCGCUUUUUUUUUUUUACGAAAAGAUAUAUGAAUAUAUAUAAACACUUAAUGAAUUUUUGCAUCAUGCCAGAUCAUUUCUUCUUUCUUGAGUGUGCAUUAAAGGUAUCAGCCAACAGUUCAUGGUGCCUUCUCACUCUUGAAGAUUCAGUUUAACAGUGUUUCCCAUGUAUAAAAAAAACUAGGUUGAAACUUCAUAUGUGUUUGAAUAAUAAUGGUGUUCAAAAAGUGAACUCUUUUUUUGUUUUUCAUUUUUAAUCUUAGUGGGAAAUUCCCCACACCCUAUUUUUGUUGUAUCAUGUUUCUUUGUAAUUUUCAUAAAAGCAGUCUUAUUCUGUCUCUGCUGCAAAUAAAGUUAUUCCAUUGUAGGUUGCGUUCUUUAAA